UCCACCUCUUUCUCUCUAAAGGCAACUAAUUUCACAAGCACAAGUUCUUUCUUUUACAUCGACCAUGCCUGGAGCAACUACCGCCGCUAUUGUUGACAGCCGCAGGUGCACACAGCAUUCGGAAGGCCCUGCCACGGUCCUCGCCAUCGGCACUGCAAACCCGGAAAACAUCAUCCUUCAAGAUGACUUUGCUGACUACUACUUUGGUCUAACCAAAAGCGAGCAACUUACUGAGUUAAAGGACAAGAUGAAAAGGAUAUGUCAUAAAUCUGGUAUAGAGAAGCGCUAUAUCCACCUUAAUGCCGAGAUCAUCCGUGCCCACCCAGAGAUCAUUGACAAACACGUGCCCUCCCUUGAAACCCGUGUAGACAUCGUGGCUACCGAGGUCCCCAAGCUCGCCGAGUCCGCUGCACGGAAAGCCAUUGCUGAGUGGGGUCGUCCGGCUACUGACAUCACCCACCUUAUCUUCAGCACCUACUCAGGUUGUCGUGCACCUAGCGCUGACCUCCAAUUGGCGUCAUUGCUCGGACUUCGCCCUUCCGUUUCUCGCACCAUUCUCAGUCUUCACGGCUGCUCAGGUGGUGGCAGGGCACUCCAGCUUGCAAAGGAGAUUGCCGAGAAUAACCGCGGUGCGCGUGUCCUCGUAGCCUGCUCUGAGCUGACCCUGAUAUGCUUCUCUACCCCGGAUGAAAGUAAAAUCGUUGGCCAUGGACUGUUCGGGGAUGGUGCUGGCGCAGUCAUCGUCGGUGCCGACCCCUCGGCCGAUGGCGAGCAUCCACUAUUUGAGAUGGUUGCCGCCUCACAAACCAUGAUACCAGGAACUGAGCACGCACUCGGAAUGCAGGCCACUAGUAGUGGCAUAGAUUUUCACCUCUCCAUCCAGGUGCCGACAUUGAUAAAGGACAACAUCCAUCAGUGCUUGCUCGAUGUGUUCCGAUCUGUCGGAAACACAGAUCCUAACUGGAACGACCUCUUCUGGGCAGUGCACCCUGGCGGCCGCGCGAUCCUUGAUAACAUAGAGGACAAGCUCCAACUGCAGCCAUGGAAGCUUGCGGCGAGCCGCCAAGUGCUGAGCGAGUACGGGAACAUGAGUGGUGCAACAAUUGCAUUUGUUCUUGAUGAACUACGCCGCCAUCGGGAGAAGGAAGAAGACAUGCAGCAACAGCCUGAGUGGGGAGUGUUGCUGGCCUUUGGACCUGGAGUCACAAUAGAGACAAUCGUGCUGCGUAACCCACUCUCACGUGGUUUGAAGGAAAAUUAAUCAACACUAUCAAGAAUAAAAUGCAAAGGUCAUCUUCUGCUGUUUUGGUAUUUCACCUCGGUAGAGUAUUUAGCGAGUGCGUGACACUGAAUCAAUUGAUCACGCAUCAGUGAGAUUACGAUCCACCGGCAUGCAUGUUUGUGUUCUCAAUUCUAUUAAAUGUUGUAAACAAAGGUCCUUGUGUUGUAAAAUAAUUCUUAAUUACUAUCUUAUGUACUCGGAAUGUUAAUAUGUUUGGAUCUGUAACAAAAUUUGAAA
Oryza sativa Japonica Group (Japanese rice) is the source of this 1519-nucleotide messenger RNA. RefSeq names its product bisdemethoxycurcumin synthase-like. NCBI's taxonomy places the organism in Eukaryota, Viridiplantae, Streptophyta, Magnoliopsida, Poales, Poaceae. Gene Ontology annotation, molecular function: acyltransferase activity, transferring groups other than amino-acyl groups. The record is from RefSeq and is a predicted model, not a curated record. Gene Ontology annotation, biological process: polyketide biosynthetic process.